AUGGAAGGGGAACCAUUGUAUGAAGCCUGGGAAAGAUACAAGGCUUUAAUGAGAAGAUGUCCGCCUGACAUGUUUAGUGAUUGGGUCAAACUCCAAAACUUCUAUGAAGGCUUGACUUUGGAAGCAAGGAAAGGAUUAGGCUACUCAUCAGGAGGAUCACUCAAUAUGAUGAAGACUGCUGAGGAGGCUCAAGACCUCAUUGAGAUUGUUGCAAACAAUCAAUACUACUACUCAUCAGAGAGGCAUCAUAACUCAACCCCAAAGAAAGGUGUGAUGGAGCUUGAAGGUGUUGAUGCUAUAUUGGCACAGAACAAAUUGAUGCACCAACAGAUCCAACAGCAAAUGGAAAUAAUGGCGAAGAGAAUAGAUGGCCUCCAAGUAGCUUCAGUGAGCACAACAAGUCAACCUUCAAUUGAAUGGGGCCACGGUGAAGUAGGAAAUGUUGAGCAGCAACAAGAACAAGUUCAAUACAUGCAGAAUGCUUCAAAUUCUUCUCAGAAUGAAUUCCAUGGUGACACAUACAACUCAUCCUGGAGGAAUCACCCCAACCUGAAGUGGGGUGAGAAUCAAAAUCAGUGGCAAAAGAACAACAACUCCAACCACUCCCGCAACACAAACAACCAAAAUUAUUCAUCUAACAACACUAACCAAUACAAGAAACCACAAAACACAUAUCAACCACCCCACAAUAAUUCACAAAGUCACCAAAAUAACUUUUCCACACCACUAUUCAACUCACAAAAUGCCCACCUCAAUGCCCUAAACAACUUCCAGCAACAACAAUCACACCCUAUCAUACCACCAAUUGAUCAUCAUGAAACUAGGAUCUCAAGUCUUGAAGCAGCCUUGCAAGCCCUUACCCAAAACACACAGUCACUUGCCCAGACCACUCAAUGUUUAGCCAAGGGGCAAGAGACUUUGAUUAAAGGAUAA
Arachis ipaensis is the source of this 933-nucleotide messenger RNA. Lineage: Eukaryota; Viridiplantae; Streptophyta; Magnoliopsida; Fabales; Fabaceae. The record is from RefSeq and is a predicted model, not a curated record.